This is a messenger RNA of Cetraspora pellucida, 818 nucleotides long. Lineage: Eukaryota; Fungi; Glomeromycota; Glomeromycetes; Diversisporales; Gigasporaceae. The record is from the annotation of a GenBank genome assembly.
AUGUUAAAAACUGAAGAUAGCGAGUCGUCUGCUGAUAAGUUUAAGAAAUUUUUAUCCCAAUAUUUGUAUUCACCUUCAAAUGUAACAACUAUAGUUCCGAAUCAGGAUACUACUACGCCUUCCAUAAUAAAGACGCGUAAAAAAAAUACGAGGACCGCCGUAACAUUAAAAGUUCGUUCUGCUACACCGUAUUGUAAAGCAAAAAAUAAUUUUCAGACAAAAGAAAUUCAAAAUAGUGAUCCGCAAAGUUCACUAGUAACUUUAGAUACUGAACUUGACGUUCUGAAUGUUCCUGAUAUUAUAGAUUUUAAUUUAAAAGGAAAACGCAGCGCAGAAACUGGUCACCACUUUGCUCAUCAUUCGAAUCAUUUUUAUUCAUGUCUUGUUGAAUGCGGUGCAACCAAUAAUGAGAACGUUACGUAUAAAGAUGACAGAACUUUCAUAAAUCGAUUUAAAAUUGGGAUUAUUAAUGUUGUAAAUCGUUGUACGCGUUCUUCCGCCGAUUUAUCGACAAUCGAACUACGUAACGGUAUCCCAACUCUAUUACAAAAAGUAAAAUUUUAUAAGCCAAAAAUUCUGUGCUUCAUAGGAAAAUGUGCCUUCGAUGCGUUUGAGUAUAUGAUUCAAUCGAAUGGCACCAAAAAGAAGUUUAAAAACUUUGGAUUACAGUCUUAUCAAAUAUUUUGGAAUGAUGAUUAUGAGGAAAAGAAUGGAUAUACAAAAGUUUUUGUAAUUCCUUCAACUAGUGCUAGAGUUAAGCACUAUCAAAAAUCCGAUAAAUUAAAAUAUUUUAAAGAAUUAAAAGAAUUAAUGGAUCA